AUGAACGGCGCAGUCCAACUCAGCGACGAACAACUUCGCGACAUAUAUGCGGACAGCUACACCUCGUGGCUCAGGUGCUAUACCGCCGCUAUCCAGAGCCCAGCCCUCCCGGUCUCGUACCUUUCGGUCCACAACGCUUUCACUCGACAGCCUAGUUUCCCAGCCACUCCGUUGCCUGAACAUGGAAUACACACGAGCAACAACCGGCGAUACAUAACUGGCGAUAAAAUGCCUACAUUCCGCAUAUACUCGCAAUUUGUGAUCGGCUCGCACCACCUCGAGUCGUGGUUCCCCGGAAUGGAUUGCAACUAUCUUUCGGUCCUAAUCUUGGCCUGGGCGUUCAUCUUGUCGGCGCGCUGGUCCGAAAUCAUGCGCGUAAGCUGUGAUAUCCGCUACCUAACCUCCCAAGCACUCCCGCCUUCGUUCGCCGAAGCUCUCGAGUUCCUCGACAGAUUCUGCCUCCGCCACAAUAUCGUAGACCAAAGCCACGCAGCACUCGCUGCUGCCCUCCUCUUGCCAUCUAUAUCGGAAAGCAUGGGAACGCUCCAUCUUCCGCCUCUCGUGGCCAAUGCCCUGACGGCCAUCGACUCCUUCGCCGUGGACAGACCUUUAAUUCUUGGCCGCAUGAUGAUGGAUCGAGCACCAAAAGUAGCCUUUUUCUGGAUUGGAGCAACGGUGCUAGGCAUAGGAGAGACCCUGUUAACGAGGAUACGACUUGGAUCUUUGCCAGCCGACUUGAACACGGCCGCAUGGUCCGACACACUGCAGCAUUUUAUUCAGCAGCCCGUUCAGCCGGGGGUUUCUGAGGAUGGCAAGAUAGCCCGAGCUGAUUAUUGUCGAUUGCUAGCUCUGACACUCAACGCGGCAACUCCAGUAUUUCCAACUUCCCCCUGGAAACCGUUCGGUUUGACACCGCUUGAGCUUGCCGGACCUUCAGUUCAACUUCAUGCCGCCUUCAGGGAGCAUCAAUUGCAGUAUCUGACAUUCUUUUGGUUUCAAAAUCCCGGAAUUACUGCUUUUCAUCCUAGCACGGAUGAUAGCGUCCCAAGGCCUAGACCGAUAUCGGUCCGCGACUGGAAGCUGGCUGUGUCGGAUGAGUCGGCUUCUAAAGGAGCAACACAAGCUGUGUCCGAGUACAUGGCUGAUGUCAACCCCGACUCGAAGCGAGACGCCGAACUAUGGCAGCAUGAAUGGCUCCAGCUGCCGAGUCUUGGUUCUGGCAAGGAAGGCCAAAGAGAAGCAGAUGGUCAAAGCGGUACCAGAGACGGAUGCGAAGAGAGUGCGGAAGACGAGGACUAUCAACGAAACUUGACUUCCGAAUAG
Thermothelomyces thermophilus ATCC 42464 is the source of this 1323-nucleotide messenger RNA. RefSeq lists its product as uncharacterized. The record is from RefSeq and is a predicted model, not a curated record. The transcript has 7 exons. Lineage: Eukaryota; Fungi; Ascomycota; Sordariomycetes; Sordariales; Chaetomiaceae. Bases 1 to 1323 code for a protein of 440 amino acids.